Molecule: messenger RNA, 5782 nt
Organism: Strongylocentrotus purpuratus (purple sea urchin)
Lineage: Eukaryota; Metazoa; Echinodermata; Echinoidea; Camarodonta; Strongylocentrotidae
Product: MAGUK p55 subfamily member 6-like
Exons: 13
Coding region: 246-1955 (569 amino acids)
Cellular component (GO): plasma membrane; cell-cell junction
Molecular function (GO): protein binding
Source: RefSeq, a predicted model, not a curated record
GAGUUCUCACAUCGGUGUCGUGUAUUGAUGGGAUGGUGGUUGAAGCAAUUUUGAUGCAAGGUUGCGUUGCUACUUGCUAGGUCAUUUUAUUGUCAUCUUCUGAUAAGUGAUAUACAGGUAGAUGUUGCUAAGAUACAGUAUGUAAAGCUUCAUUUGAGCUUCUGAACCUGGAUCGUUAUUAUUUUGUUUGCUGUUUGCAUUGAUCGCUGAACACUACUCUUACUGGUUCUGAGAGGUCCUUUUGAAUGACUCUUCUUAAUGAAACAGAGAGAGAGAAUGACAUCAUGCCUGCUACAGACGGUUCAUCAGAAUCUGGUCAAGAGGCGAUAGAUGCAAUGGUAGAUAGCCUGGAUAUGCUGGGAAACUCUACUCAUGCACAGAGUGUUGAUUUACUCUUCCUUAAAGAAGUCAUGAAAAGCAGACUUAUGAAGAAUCUUAUCAAGGCUCAUGAUACUCUUGAAGACACAGAACUCAAGCCACAUAGAAUGGAUAGUCUAGGCCUAGCAGGGGAUAUCAUGGCAGAGUUAACUCAAAUCAUUGGUUGUGAUAAUGGUGCUGCUGAGCUAGCUGGUAUACUACAAGAUCUCAACUUUAUUUCGUUACUGAGAACACAUGAUGACAUAGCAACAGGGAAUCUGGGUUCAUCUGAGUUUGAAGACCACACCCAAGAUUACUACACCCCUGACUUCAACCCAACAGGGGAUGCGAUCCGCAUGGUAGGCAUCAGGAAGUCUAGGGAUGAACCACUGGGUGUUACAUUUAAGGUAGAGGAUGGAGAGAUAGUAGUAGCAAGAAUAUUACAUGGAAGCAUCAUUGAUAAACAAGGUUUAUUACACGUUGGUGAUAUCAUUCAAGAGGUAAAUGAUCAAGAUGUAAGCAACGACCCAGACCUCUUGAGGAAACAUAUCAAGAAAGCAGAAGGGAGAGUCACAUUGAAGAUUCGUCCAAGCUAUCAAGACUGUAUUAUGUUACCUCCAAUUUAUGUGCGUGCAUUCUUUGACUACGAUCCUUCCCAAGAUACCUUAUUGCCAUGUCAGGAGGUUGGCUUGCCAUUCAGAAGAGGAGAUAUUCUGUGUGUGGUGGAGAGAGAUGAUAUGGAAUGGUGGCAGGCCUAUGUAGUAGGAGAGGAAGGACAGUCAGGUCUUAUACCAAGCCAAGAUCUAGAGGAAAGAAGGAGAGCGUUUGUACCUCAUGAAAACAUCUAUACAAGUGAAUUUAUUGCCUGCGGAUUGGUGAAAUCAAAGAAGAAGAAGCGUGAGAAGUACGAGACGAGAAAGAAUCAUCAGUUUGACCGAUCGGACAUUGUGAUCUAUGAAGAGGUUCAAGAGAUGCCACCGUUUCAGAGGAAGACUAUAGUUCUUCUUGGUGCUCAAGGGGUUGGUAGAAGGACCCUCAAGAACAGGCUCAUUGAGCAUGAUUCAUCCAAGUUUGAUGUACCUAUUGCACACACAACAAGGCUUCCAAGAGAAGGAGAGAAGAGCGGUGUUGAGUAUCACUUCGUCCUCCGCAGUGAUAUGGAGCAAGACAUCCUGAACCAUAACUUCUUAGAGUACGGGGACUUUGCUAACAACCUCUAUGGCACGACCUUUGACUCUAUCCGAGCGGUCAAGCAGAAAGGUCAGAUGUGUGUGCUAGAUGUCAACCCUCAGACAUUGAAGCUGUUGAGGAACAGUGAAUUCUUGCCUUACGUGGUGUUUGUAUCAUCCCCUGAUCUAGAAACUCUCAGGAUAUUACAUGAAGCGGCAGCAUCAUCAGAAAAACAAGUCGAUGAUGCAGACUUGCAGAAGACGGUCGAGGAGAGCGCUCGUAUCGAGAGACAGUACAGCCAUCUCUUUGACUUCACCAUAGUGAACAGUAAUCUAAAUGAAUCCUGUCAGCAGCUAUGUGGCGCCCUCACUGCUCUGGCUCAUCAACGGCAAUGGGUACCUAUUGAUUGGGUCUAUGAUGCUCCCUGACACCCACCCAAACAAUGUAUGGACAGUGGUGGAGAUGGUGCACAUAAUAAUUCCUCAAUGCACUCACUGGUAGAUGAGGAGGAAUAGACACAGACUGAGCUACGCAGAGAUGGUGGAGAUGGUGCACAUAAUAUUCCCUCAAUGCACUCACUGGUAGAUGAGGAGGGAUGAUCACACACUGGACUACGCAACAUGCUGAUAGGCACACACAGCAAAGACGAUAGACACCAGAGACGUCAAUGAAGAAUCUAGUGAAGAUGGUGCACACAAUGUUUCUUCAAUGCACUCACCUAAAGGACAAUGGAUUGGGAUAAAACUACAUACUAUAGUUCAAGGCCACAUGAUUUACAGCAAAGAGCACAGGGAAGCAGAGAAUGUGGUGAUGGAGAUAGUGCACACAUUACUUGCACAAUUAGUGAUCCAAAGAUUGGGAGAGGUUUGUAGUGAGCUGAGAUUGCAAGGAUUGCUCUUUACUAAGAGCCCCAAAUAACCAGAAUAUGAAAAUAAUUAUGAUUUCUGCAACAUUCUGUGAAUUGUUCAGUUUGAUAAUUGUGUCUCUGAUGGUUUAAUCUUCCCUGGAUUACAUGGGGAUAAAUAGGCCUAGGUUCAUAUAUACUCUAGAAUUAAGUGAUAGACCGAACUACCCAAAUACAUGAAAGCAACCAAAACCCAUCAUUUUUCCUAACCGACCUUUUGCUAGCAUCUUCCCAUAUAUAAGCUAUGUGAAAUAUUGCUAGUGUUUUUAUCCCAAAUAUUAUUGUUUUGAGAAUAUAAUAUACAGUGUAAACACUAAUCAUGCACCUUGAUAAAACAAAUAUGUACAAUAGACUUGAAAAGUGUUCAAAAGUUUCAAACUAACAUUUGUAUCAACAUGACAAGAUAUCAAACUUUGUUAGAUUCCCAAAAGGAAUGUACAAAAUUAAAAACUCUUUUCCUCUCUUCUAAAAAGGCAAUCCAUAUGCUUUGACCAAUGUAUCAUUUCAUUUUCGAGUUAAUGAAUAGUGCUGAAAUAUUGAACUCUGUGUAUAUUUUCUUUACUAAUGUAUCAUCCACUCAUGGUAGAAGUGCUUAUUUUAGUCUACCAGUGAUCAAAGAAUUGGUAUUGAUAGAUCUGGGUUCAGGAAGAAAUUAUUACCUUUGGUAAGAUGAAUUUUGAACAAUUAUUUGAAAUGAAAUGAUAUACAGAGUAGUAGUAAGGAAUGAAAAGAUAAGAUUCUUUCAUCCAAUUCCCAUGUAGUUAAGGAGCUAAAUUCCUUUCUUAGUGAGAUUUUAAUAAACCUGCAAAUAGACUUUUGUGACAAUCUGUAUUUCCUCAGGGUUUUGUUAGAGUUUGUAUUCAGUGUUAAUAUAUGCAAGGUACAUUUUUCUUUGAUGUUGUAUUAAUAUAAUAUUUUUUUUGUUACUGUGAAAUAGUGUUAGACUUGUUUGUUGAGCUCAUGUUGUAUAUAUUUUGGAGAUGCAUUUAGCUUGUCAUGACACCUUCUAGUGCAAUAGAACUUUAAAAUAGAAAAAAUAGAAUAAAUAUGAAUUUCUGCCCUGCUUUUAGCACCGAGUGUUAAAGUGGUUUAGAAUUAUGUAACCACAAGCUGUGACAUGUCACCAUGGUUAGUAUUUUAAAUUAUUAUUUUAUUUUCAUCCUACAUGUUAUCCUGCAUGUGCUUAAAGCCCAUGUACUUUUCAUCUUUUUGUUGAAAGUUCAAUUUUUUAUAUUGUCCACCUGCAUUUAAGAAUUAUGCAUACCAACGAGUAAAGACAUACUAAAGCUUUUCAUCUUGCACUCGUAAAUCUCAAGAAUGUAAAGGAAGCCGAAAUCAGGCAGUUGAGGUGGAAGCUAAAGGCACAAAGAAAGCAGGAAAAGAACGCUCUGUUCCUUUAGCUUCCGCUCAUAGUGUCUGAUUUCAGCUUUCUGAUCAAUCUCGCGCUUUACUUCGAUGAGUGCCAGACAAAAAGCUUUAGUAUGUCUAUAUUUGUUAGUAUCCUUGAUUUUGAUGUACAAAUCAUCUCUUUAAUUCUUCAUACAUACGAUGUACUUAAUAAAGGUUACAAGAAGGUCUAUAUCUGAAAUGCUCAAAUUGCUUACCUUUUUGGUGUUUAAUAAAAACAAACAAAAAGUCCAGAAAUAAUUAGAUUAUCUUGUUAGCAAAACUUUUACAUCUGAAAUGUUUCAAUGUGUUUACAUUCAUUCAAGUCUGAUGAAGACUUUUUAUUGUUGAAUUUCUUAAAGUCUAGAGACUUUGUAAAUAAUUGUGGAAAUGAAAUAGCAAUUUUAUUGAAAUAUGGACUAUAGUUUUUAGUCUUUACACAGUGCCAUUUGGAGAAUAGAAAUCAAAUUGGAAAUAGUUAUGAGAAAUGAAUGUUAUCUGUUGUUGCUUGUUAUCAUUCACAUGUUAUGCACAUUUUGCCUUGAGAUUGUAUUUUAUAUUUGUAUAUCAGCAAUGUCUACUACUUUAUGAAGUGGAAUCACAAUUAUUAAUAAUCUUCUUUUAGAGAAAGACGAUUGUCUGAAAUUCAUUGAUCCAUGCCAUGUCAAAUUCUGAGGCUAAAACACAUUGGAAGAUGAUUUUUAAAUGCAUGUGUCCAGCCAUCUGGUUUACAGUAAUUUAUUAUAGUUUAUAGUAAGUUAUUCCUUCUGUCAGCAUUAUAAUGUACUAAAGUUAUUUAGUGUGAUGCACAAAUCCCAUAACACUGAUGCCCCGUUGCCACAGAUAAUAUGUACAUCUAGGAACUAAGAUUCAGCAAUAUAUUCACCACAGGGAUGAUAUCAUAGACCUUAAUGGUGCUUAGGUCUGCUUUGGUUUAUUGCUUACACACACAUCUUUUACAUUGUCAUCUGGUUAUAGGAAGUGUAGGGUUUUUUGUGGUCUAGUGGAGAAGUCACAAAUGACGGAUCCUGAGGUAUGGGGUCCUGCCUUAUCACCAUCAUCCUUUGGCAAGCAUUAAUCUACAUUUCCCACCCUCAAAUUUAUACCGGUACAUGUAGGCGAGGCAGCUGAUAUAAUUUUUUUGCUUGCCUUAUUACAAGAAAUAUAAACUUUUUAUCAUCCUGUUUGAACAGAUGUGCUGCAUGUACGCUGCUGCAUUUGAACUUAUUAUUGGACAGAAUCCAAUUUGCAAUUUCUGAAUCUGAAUCUGAAAAUGAUACAGCUCAACACUCUUGGGGGAGUAAAACAAGUCUAUCACUGAGUAGUACAUUUAUGAGUUAAUGUCAUGAAGCACAAAGACUUUGAAAACUUGUAGUUCUUUUGUUUGUAGUACCCAUGCAAUAUCUGACAGGGUUUGUAGAGGUCAUGAGCAUACUCAUCAUGUCUGCAUGUAAUGUCUCAAACUAAGCGAUCAUUAUGUGGAAAUAUAAAUUAUGAUUGUCAUGUGGGUAAUCACAGACAAAUAAAGUCAAUUAAUAUUUAUUCAGAUUGGCUGCGUAGUAGUAUAACUGGAUUUCAUUUGUAUUUCAUUAUUUAUGACGGGUACAAGCUUUUUUAUACUACGGAAAGUGGCAAUUUAGUAUGGGAUUGUCAGUGAAUUUUGCUUGAAAUACAUGUAAAUUGCAGAUAGGGAUGGCCUAUGUUGACUUUUUACUAUUUAAGUUAUGCUGAUGAUUUUGCAAGUUAACAUCCAGAAUUUCAAUUUUUCAGGUUUGAAAUGAUUUUCAAAGUUUAAAAGAAUAUACGCCUCGCCAGAUAAGUGGGAGAUGAUAACAGUAAUGAAUAAAAUUCAUUUAGAAUGUGUAUUUAGGACAGAUUAUUGUGAAUCUGUACAAAAUAAUUGUCACCAAAGUUUGUACAAGAUUUUAUUAGAAUAAAAUGACAAAAUUAGACCAAAUAUAAAAA